Cladocopium goreaui is the source of this 986-nucleotide messenger RNA. The record is from the annotation of a GenBank genome assembly. NCBI's taxonomy places the organism in Eukaryota, Dinophyceae, Suessiales, Symbiodiniaceae.
CCACGGCGCGUCGAGGGCCGAAAGCGAAUAGCCAGGCCAUGCCAGUGCAAGCUGGGAAGUACGAGUGGUCUUCAGGAGAGGAUGAGAGCGAGGAAAUCAAGGUCUUCGUGCCGAUUGAGGACAGUGUUAAGGCCAAAGACUGUGAUGUGAAGAUUACCAAAAAGGCGCUGAAGGUGGGUUUGAAAGGGCAAGAGCCGGUUAUUGAUGAUACGCUUUGGAAGGAGGUGGAUCCAGAUGAAUCCAAUUGGGAGUUGGAGAAGGAUAGCAAAGGAACGCGAUGCAUCGUGAUUUCCUUGCUGAAGAAGUCCAAGUGGGAUCGAUGGGAAUACCUGGUGAAGUGUGAGGAUGUGCCACCAGACACCAGCAUCACCAACAAGGUCUUUAUGGAUAUCUCCCUGGAUGGUGAGAAGCUUGGUCGAAUUCUUAUGGGCCUUUAUGGAAAGCAGGUGCCAAAGACAGCUGAGAAUUUCAGAGCCCUCUGCACUGGAGAGAAGGGCGAGGGCAAGGCCGGAAAGCCCUUGCACUAUAAGGGUAGCGGCUUCCACAGGAUUAUCCCGAAGUUCAUGUGUCAGGGUGGCGACUUCACAGCUGGCAAUGGAACUGGUGGAGAAUCCAUUUAUGGAGAGAAGUUUGCGGAUGAAAAUUUCAAGGUGAAACAUACCAAGCCUGGGCUCCUGUCCAUGGCGAAUGCUGGCCCGGGAACUAACGGCAGCCAGUUCUUCAUCACCGUCAAGGAGACGCCUCACUUGGACAUGAAACAUGUGGUCUUUGGGGAAGUCUUGGAGGGCUAUGAGGAGGUGGUCAAGAAGAUGGAAGCAGUGGGACAGUCCUCAGGUGAGACUUCAAAGAAGGCAGCUUUCUGCUGUGGAUCCCUGGAUUUCUCGGGGACACCAACUGGAUGGCUAGUUACGGCUAGUUUCAUAGAUCUUGAGAUGGAAAUAUGGAUGGAAAAUGAUGGACAUAUACAACAAGUAGCUGCUAAGUAG